UAAAGGCAUGUUUUCAGUGCCUAUAUGUAGAUGUCGAUGUUAAUGAGCAGCCUAACCAACGCGGGUACUGGACAGAUAACUUCUGUUCGGUUCGGUUCGGUCCAGCUCGAGCGGAGCCCUGUCACUCACCGUGUGUCCAACCUGUCUCCCACAUUAUAAACAUCAGCGAGGAAGAAAAUAUUGAUGACGUAAGAAUGAGCGCGAUAACUCGGAGCCGUGUUCACAUCAAAGGUUGUCGAGCGGCUUCCACACGUCGCGUCACAGACCAAGAAGCACGCGCAGUGUUCGUUCACAUCACGCAAAGAGUGUCGCCAGACUUCACCUCAGCGCCAACGUGUUGCUGGACGUUGUUGUCAGAUUGUGACCCCGGAUUGUGAAUGACUUUUCACUGUGAUGUUUUUACGCAAUGUUUGACAGAAUCUGAUUCAACAGAGACCAUCUACGAUCUGCAAGAUGCAUAUGAAUAGUAUAUUAAGUCAAUGCAACAUUUCCAGGAUGUGUGAUGUGGAUGUGUCCUCGGAGCCCACCAGUCCCACCUUAGUAGGUGAGUCUUCAGACCAGUACUACAGUGUGGACCGUUGGCAGAAGCUGCGCACUGCGGUCCGCAAGCUAGAGUUCUGGGAAAACUUUAGCGCCGAGCUAAUUGGGAGCGGCUUCUUCUCCAAAGUCUACAAGGUCACGCACAACACCAGUCGCAAGGUGAUGGUGGUAAAGAUCUACAAAAACGAUGUUGACCAGGACAGCAUCAUACGAGAGAUUAGUCUUCUGCAGAAACUCUCCCACCCCAACAUCGUUAGGUAUCUGGGAAUCUGUGUAAAAGAUGACAAACUAUACCCAAUCCUAGAGUAUGUAAAUGGUGGUUGUCUGGAGGAGCUGCUGGCCAGGAAAGACGUGUCCCUGUGCUGGAAAGAGAAGGUGGACUUGGCUUGUGACAUUAGCAGAGGAAUGAUCUACCUGCACUACAAGAACAUUUACCACCGAGACCUGAACUCCAAGAACUGCCUGAUCCGGCUGACGCCCCGGGGUCGGGAGGCCCUGGUGACAGACUUCGGCCUGGCCAGGGAGGUGGUGGAGUUGCCAGUCAAGGAUCCAGGCAGGAAGCUGUCACUAGUGGGCUCAGCCUUUUGGAUGGCCCCUGAGAUGCUGCGAGGGGAACCGUACGACCGCAAGGUGGAUGUCUUCUCCUUUGGCAUUGUGCUUUGUGAAAUCCUGGCCAGGAUUCCUGCUGACCCCGAGAUACUUCCCAGAUCACAGGACUAUGGGCUGGAUGUGAACUCAUUCAAGGAGCUGGUCGCAGACUGUCCUCAGCGUCUGCUGGAACUAGCAUCCAGCUGCUGUUUGGUGGAAUCCUUCAGACGCCCAGCGUUCGCAGAGCUGCUGGACGACCUAGCAGAAGUGGCAGAGAGCCUGGAGCCGCCAGCAUUGGAUCUGACCACGAGCUGAGUGGACCAGUAAACAUGUAGAAGCUCCAGUGGUUCAGUAGGUAGAACACAGUGGGACCAGAGUGGGACUGUAGUGUACAUACAGUAUGGGUUGGUGGUGUCAGCAGUGUGUUACUGUAAAUACCCUCUGCCUGUUCGUUGGAAUCUGAUGGUGCGCGUCAGCAACAGCAGCAUCUGCUGCCUGAAACAUGACGGGCGCAGGAUCUGAACUCAUUCAUUGUUGUGUUGAAGCUUAAAGAAGCAGAGGUCUGUCAGGUUUCUGUUUCUGUAUAUAUUAAUAUUCAUUUUACUUCCAUUAAAGUAUAUUUUUCUGGAAUGCUACUGACGUUUUCCAGCUUUAAAGAGUAAACACGCUUAGAACUUACUCAAAUGAACCUCUGAAUAAACUGACAAACAAUAAGGUGUCUGUGUGAAUUCUAACCAAAAGGCUCUUUUUUGGCGUCCAGCUGCACCUGAGGUUGGGAUGCAACUGGCCACUUUAUUAGGGAAACUUAGAGUUCAAACUAACUAACAAGGCGAUUAUUAUGAUUAACUCUUAACACAAGGUUAGAGAGUCUGGACUAGAUGUUUUUGAAAAUCAUUAUGAGCAAACUAGAACAACACACCUGCUCUGAGCAUCCUGACACAGGAACCGUGUUAUGGUGGAAACUGUUUCAGCAGAGAUAAAAGCAUCUCCUGGUCGGAUGUCUGUACUUUGUGUAUUAAUGCUGAAUGUUUAUAGGUUUAUUGAAGUGCUGCUGAUCAUGUUACCUGUGUCUUUGAAGCUUUUAAGCCUAGUGAGUGGGAGCAUAAUGGAAAAACACUUCCUUUGAGACACACAGCCCUUCACUAGCCACUGUGUCCUCCCAGUAUGAAGGUCAUGAAAGAUUCAUUGGUUCAGGUUCAACACCAGAAUAGAAAGAAUAGGCUUAAUGAGGAGCCGUGACCCUAUAUUGUGUGCAUGUGUGCGUGCGUGCGUGCGUGCGCGUGAGAAACAUUUUAUAUUCGAUUUCUAAAAUUAAAACCUGUGUCUCCCUGUUAUGAACAUGUAAUACAGUCAUGACAGCCCCUUUUUUCCAAUAUUAUUAUAUUAGUAAUAAAAACUGUUUAUUACAUCCUGA
Betta splendens (Siamese fighting fish) is the source of this 2542-nucleotide messenger RNA. Its product is annotated as PKc_LIMK_like_unk domain-containing protein. Gene Ontology annotation, cellular component: cytoplasm; nucleus. The record is from RefSeq and is a predicted model, not a curated record. Gene Ontology annotation, biological process: actin cytoskeleton organization; protein phosphorylation. Bases 454 to 1443 code for a protein of 329 amino acids. Lineage: Eukaryota; Metazoa; Chordata; Actinopteri; Anabantiformes; Osphronemidae. The transcript is spliced from 10 exons. Gene Ontology annotation, molecular function: protein serine/threonine kinase activity; ATP binding.